Molecule: messenger RNA, 6595 nt
Organism: Bacillus rossius redtenbacheri
Lineage: Eukaryota; Metazoa; Arthropoda; Insecta; Phasmatodea; Bacillidae
Exons: 13
Coding region: 133-5235 (1700 amino acids)
Biological process (GO): chromatin remodeling
Cellular component (GO): CERF complex
Molecular function (GO): protein binding
Source: RefSeq, a predicted model, not a curated record
AGGGAGUUUUUAAUUUCUUAGGACAAGUUGACUUCCGGCGAUUCAAAACAGCAAAACACUGGCUGGAGGGAUAUUAUUAUUGUUUUUGUACUGUCGGAUAAAUAUUGUCCUUUAUUUUAUACGCCGCGUUAAAUGGACGAUAUCCAGUCGUGGUGGGAAGUUCCAAGCAUUGCCCAUUUUUGUUCCCUCUUUCGAGCAGCUUUUAAUCUCCUUGAUUUUGACAUUGAGGAACUCGAGGAAGCGUUGCUGACUGAUGGCACAGAGGAUUGCGGCAGCUCGCUCCUUCAGGAGCUGAUAGUCCGACUGCUAUGCGGCUGUCUGGGGAACAAUGACAUCUCCACUUUCAACUACCAGAUGUACCUGCGACGGCUGUUCAGGAAGAAAUGUCAGGAGUACAAACGCGAUAACCCGUUCAACACAGACAUGGACUUCCAGUUCCUCCCGCUGAGAACGAAAGUAGAAAUCCUGCAUGCGCUGUGCGACUUCAGGCUUGACGGAGACGACGUUCAAGAUCUCUUGAAGAAUCUGGAGUCGGAUAGCUUACGGGUCGAACCCUUAGGACACGACGAGAAUGACUCUGCCUAUUGGUACUUCUACGGCACUCGACUGUACAGGGAAGACUUACCCAAAAACCAGAAGAGGGCCAAGGACAAGGACAAGGACAAGGACAAGCGCAGGAAGGGGCGCGAUGAGAGGCGGCGCCGCAGGCACGACUCGGAGGCGGAGGAUGGGGCGGGCCCCGGGGCGGGCGGCGCCUGGCAGGUGGUCUGCUUCACCCAGGACGACUGGGACCAGGUCACCGGCGGCUUCAAGGACUCGGCGGCCAAGUGCGAGCGCUCGCUGUACCACACGCUGGCCGAGGACUUCCUGCCCGAGAUACCGCGCCUCUUCGCCGAGAAGGAGCGCCUGCAGAGGAAGCGUCUGCUCGAGUGCCAGCCGCGACGGCAGUCCAGUCGCUUGGAGAAACUGAAGCAGCAGAGAGGGGAAGGAGAGAAGGAAGGAAAGAUACAACUGCCUAAGGAGCGAGAAGAUAAUGUUCGACAGGACAAGAGCGGCAGGCUGCAGCCGGCGGAGGAGCGGGAGAGGCGCUCGCGCACCGACUCGGAGUGCGGCAGCGUGGGCAGCCCGGGGGACUCGCUGGGGGAUGACCGGUCCAACCGCAGCGCCUUCAUCGGCCGCCAGACCAACAACUCCCUGUCCUCUGCCACGGGCCAGAUCGUGAUCCAGGGCCAGCGCCGGAAGCUGCGCAGCUCGCAAGUGUUCCAGCAGACGGUGGAGGACCUGCAGACGGGGCUGUACAAGGUCCUGGGCCACCUGAAGAGCCGCAAGUACGCGUGGCCCUUCGCGGAGCCCGUGGAGGAGGAGUACGCCCCGCGCUACUACUCCAUCAUCUCGCGGCCCAUGGACCUGCGCAGCAUGGAGGCCCGGCUGGACCGCGGCCGCUACCGCACCUUCGCCGACUUCCGCGCAGACUUCCAGCUCAUCGUGGACAACUGCCGCCAGUACAACGGCACCGACAACGAGUACACGGAGAUGGUCGGCAAGCUGCAAGAGGCCUUCCAGUACGCCGUGGACCGCUACCUGGAGUCAGACCCCUCGUCGGACGAGGAGGUGGCCGUGGAGUUCCCCUCCGCGGUCUCCGAGACGCUCACCCCGCCCCACAAGCACCAGGCCCGGCGCCGCACCAAGAGCCCCUCGCUCGCCCCCGACUCUCCGAGGAGCUCGUCGCGGCCGGGCAGCCCUCGCUCCGCGCCCAGCGAGCCGGCGCCGGCGCCCGCGCCCACGCCCACGCCCGAGGCACGGCCCGGCGCGGGGGGGGAGGAGGCGGGCGCCAAGCGGCGCCGGAUGGGCCACGGCAUCAUCGAGAACGCGGCAGCCAUCGAGGCGCUGGAGCUGGCCACGGAGCAGACCCUCAAGGACAUCAACAAGUGGCUGGACGAUACGCCGCGCUUCUCCGAGUUCUCGUCGGCCAGCAACUCUCCGUCCCACUUCAUCGCCUCCGAGGAGUACGAGGCGGCGGGCGGCCGCGUGGAGAGCGAGUGCCGGCGCGCCCAGAAGCUGGAGCGGCUGGCCCGGCCCCACAGGGAGCAGAAGGACGUCAACAAGAGACGGGUGAUGAAAGACCCAGCCAAGCACCAACGAAGACGAGAGAUCCAGCGCACUAUCGAGCGACUCCAACCUGGCAAAAGUAAGGGAAAUCUUAUUGGUAGUAUUCAAAGUGCAAACAAAGCAUCCGAUGAAAAUGGACUUUUAGGUAAAGGCAAAGAUAAGGGUAACUCACUGAUCACAAAAACUGACGAAGCCACACCAAAACUUAGCCUCGGCACAGUCCUAACCAGUGAUGUACUGGCGUUUGGAGUGGAACGACACAACUUCGACGAUGAGCCAAAGGAUGAGAAGAUAAAACCUGAAGUAUCGAGUGACAAAGUGUUUGGUGUUAUCGGUGUUGUACCCAAGGCAGUCUCUCCGAAGCCACAACCUUUCGACUUGCUCAUUGCGAAAGGAAAGAAAGAAGAUUCAAAGUCAGAAAAGGUGGCGAGCAAGGAAACAAAGCAAGCCAAACCUGCGCCUGAUUUGAGCGUCUGGUUCAAAGCAUUUGGCAUACCCAAGACGACGCCAGUCGCCAAGAAGAAGACGGAAGUAGUGGCUCCGGAGCCGGAACCUCCCAAGAUGGAGGACAAGAAGUGUGAGAAGAUGGCGUGUCCUGGGCAGGCCCGGGAUGUGCCGGAGAGAGGUGGGCAGGCGUGCGAGGCUGGCAAGGCAGCGACGGAGGAGGGGAAAGUGUCGUGCUCCCCAGGGUCUCGCCAGGGCACGGAGGAGCCGUGCAGCCCAGUGGGGCAGCCCCUCACGCACCAGACCACGCCGCGCCAGAGGCGGCUCAGCACGGGCAGCAGCAUGUCGGAGCGCUCGUCCUUCAGCCAGGACAUGAUGGACCCCCUGGACGGUUCGUCCCCACGACUGUCGCUGGACGAGAGACUGGGAGGGUAUCCGGCCCCGCCGUACCCCUCGCCGCUGCCCUCCCCGCGCGGAGAGGACGUGCCCAAACCCCUGCCGUACCCUCCCGUCAACGGCACGAUCCGCGCAGGCUUCUACAAGGAUACCUCGUCCAACCUGCAGAAGAACAGCCCGGAGAAGAGCAAUAGCAACUCUCCGAAUGAUCGUGCCCCUGCGUCGCCGUUCCCCAGCUACACGCCACGGGCCUACCCUCCGUCCCACGACCCCGGAGGCUUCCAGCCGUACCGCAGCCAGGCACCCAGUCCCGGCUACGACAGCGUGUCACCAUACGGGGUGAGCCCCGCCAUGCAGUACUACGACACUACCAAGUCUUUGACGGAGCAGUACAGGGCAGCUAGAUCUCAAACAGUUGAUGAAUAUUUCCCUCCUGUUAGUUCGGGUCUCGCAAACCAGCCGGCUUCUGAUGUUUCAUCUCCUCGCGUGACGCUCGUGCAGAAGUCGCAAGCCUCGAUGUUCCCUGUGAAGAAACGACCGUGCACUGAAAUCGAGCCCGGAAAUGAUGCAGGGAAACUAUCUCCUUCACUUAGAAUAUCUCCUAAACAUCAACAAGAUUCGCAGGAAAGAUUGAAUCAGACAUCCGUAAUAAACAUGGCAGACCCUCCCAUGGUUGGUAAAACACGCAUGGGCUCGCCACUCGCUCACGUGUCACACAUUCAGUCAGGUCCAGCAGAUCACUCUUCCCCCCCACUGCACUACACCUCGUGCUCGAUCAUGUCCGGUGGGAGGAUCGUUGAUUCGACCGAAAACACUCCCGUGCCAUUCGAUGCCUCUCAGAAGCCAGAGAGGCUGCACCUCGGUAACUUGCCGAGCAUCACCGUAUCGAGCAGGAUACACCCGUCUCCAUCAGCUGUGUACAGCCCGCCCGUGACCUCGGACAGGGCUCAUCAGGCCCUGGACCCACCCCAGCACGGCAGCGCGAGCAAGAUGGGCUCGUCCACCCUGCCCGACACGCAUUCGUCUGGCAAGCUGGUACCUCAGGCGAGAGCCACCUCCCCGCAGGCGGGCUUGGGGACGUCUCCCGGUGUCUCGUCAGAGAGACACUCCACGGGCCACGAUCCCGCUGGUUUCCACAGAAGUCCCUUCUCCCCACAACUUCCAGCAUCCUUGACACUGAAUUCUUCGCUUGGCCUUAGAGGAAACUUGUCCAACAUUCCACGUAUUUCAGAUAGGUUUGCAGCCGACGAGCACAUCUUGCCCGGCGCCCAGUUUUCCCACAUGUUCACUCAGUCUCAGCAGCAGGCCCCCGUCUCGACGUCGCUCGGGAUGUUCUCUCAGCCUGCCUCCUCGUCUCCUUACCCUCUGCUCUCCGGGAAGGUGUCGGACAUGCAGGCGACCUUCACCAGAGCCGUGCAAGACAUCGCUCCGAUGCUGACCACCAAGACGACCGCGGCGUCGAACCUACCUUCCGUGUACGGCGGGAACGUCACGGACUUGUCCAUCCCCAACAAGGCACCGUCGCUGAGCGUCCCGACGUCGUUCGGCCGCGCCGGGCCGGAAAUAACUUCCGCACUACCGGUCAAAGAUAUGCCGAGCACAGAAAUGCAAAAGACGUACAAUCACCCGAGCGCGGACCUGCUGGCCAGCAAGGGAAGCGUGGCUCAGGGCUACAGCAAACCGCCCACCAACCUGUCUGUGGUGCCCACGAAGACGGUCCCAUCGGACGUGACCUCGCAUCCCAAGGUGGCUCGCAAGAGGAAGAGCAAGCAAGCGGCGUCGAGCGAAGCGGCGGUGGGGACGGGCCAGACGGCCUUCCAGCAGUACGUGGGCGGCAAGGCGAGCGCGGAGGCGUCGCCCAUCGCGCUCAAGUCCAGCAGCAUCGUGCCCGGGAGUGCCUUCAACUUCGGCCCGGCGGCGUCCGCGCUGGGGCUGUACGCGGAGAAGGAGGGCUUCCCGGCGUACCUGGAGGAGUACCGCACGCCCUCGCCCAGCUACUACCUGGGCUCCAAGGCUCCCCGGGACAAGGCGGCGGGGGCCGGCUCGCAGUACCUGUUCCUGGGGCACCCGCAGGCGCAGCCGCCGGCCUACCCCUUCAUGAGCCACCCGCAGGGGCUGGUGGACUCGGCCGGCUACCAGCAGUACUUGCAGCGUCGGCAGGAGGAGCUGCUCCGCAACCCCCUGAUGCUGCCCCAGGGGCUGCUGCCCCCGGCGGCCGGCUACCCCGCCGGCUACCACCCUGCGCUCAGCAUCCGCCAGCCCUUCGACCGACACUCCUGGUUAUGAGUGUGCCGUAUCUACAUUCGGUGCGCGCGUGCGUUUUAACAUUUUCAUCGGAAUACCAAAGAAGUCUCUUGCUGCACAGGAAAACAUGUACGUUCGUAAUGAAAAUGUAACUUAUUAGUUUACAUUUUUUCGUAUUGAUGAGUUUGUUUUCAUUAUUGCUUGAUAUCGGAGCAGCCUUAUGCCUUAUAUUUCCCAGUAUUUUAAAGAAACAGUGUUACAUAUUCUAGUGCUCAGGUUAGAUAUUUGCCAUCACCAUGCGUAUAAUGAAACUGGCACAUUUUAGCAUCUACAUUCAGUUAGGCUUCGAAAUGUUUAUCUGCUGUGUCUCAAAUAAAAAUAAUUACAAUUUUACAUUUUGCGGAAAGUUGUUUUAUCAAAUACUGUCAAUCUGAAACAUAAUUUUAUGUAUUCAAAAAAUAUUUAUACACUGAUAUGUUUCAUAUCUAAUUUUUCAUUUGAUUGUAAGUGUUGUUUGAAUGGAUAGAUAUUUUAUUUAGUUAAAAAAAAAUCUACAGAUUGUUUGAUAUGUAUUAAUGCAUAUUUUUGUGUACAUACAUACAUAUAUAUAUUGAUAUGCAUGAUGUAAAUAGUUAUGUUUACAAACGUUUAUAUGAUCUGCUCAGUUGCUCCACUACAUUAUGUUCUCAUUUUGUAAUACGUAACUGUUGAGUUCCUUACGUGGCAUGUGGAAGAGAAGUUAUUUCUGAUGACCUGAUGGUAUGAUGUGCAAUAGCCAUUUAAUAACUUCUGAAAACUAAGGCAAAACUUUCUUUAGUUAAAUGGCAAUUAACUUAGUUGAAAAUGUUCUAGAUAACAAAAACUUACCAUUUUACAAAUAAUACUGUUAAUGUUAAAGGCACAUAUAGAUGUUGACAAAUUAAUUGGUAUAAUUUUCUUUGACAUACCAACCAUAUGCAUACAAUUAAUUUUUUAAUGCAUAGUGGUUUUAAUACCUACUUAAUGCUAAGAAAGUGGCAGUUUUUAUUACUACCUGUUAUAAAGUUUUUUGUCUCUUGAUUUGUUUGUUGAUUAAGUCAUAUCACUUGUAAGCAUGUAACUCAAGAAUGCUUUUCUGGUUUUACAGAUAGCUUCAUGCAGCUAGGAAAGUGAGCAAAGCUUGAUAAUUCACAUUGCUUAGUGUUACUGUUGUUUUAUUUAUAAACUCAUAACUCAAUGAUGCAUUCACUUUCGAAGGAGACAAAUAGUGUACUGUUGAGUUGUGUGCAUUCACCUCGAAUUCCAGGGUUAUUCAAAUUUUACUUGAAGUGCUGGCCAAAUGUUUUACCAGUUGUGACACAAGCAAAUUUGUAAAAGUGGAACUGAUCAUAUUGUGAAUAAUAAAGUAACACGAUUUUUUUAA